This is a messenger RNA of Misgurnus anguillicaudatus (oriental weatherfish), 5093 nucleotides long. NCBI's taxonomy places the organism in Eukaryota, Metazoa, Chordata, Actinopteri, Cypriniformes, Cobitidae. The record is from RefSeq and is a predicted model, not a curated record.
AUGGUUCGUUUGGCUAGUGUGAUCGCUCCGUACUGUACCAGGCCUCUUCCAACGUUGUCACGGAUACCAGGACUGGUGCUUUCUGGUUUGGCCUUCACCAACUGUUUAAGGGUAGUCGAGUUCCUGCACGGUUACGGAAAGUUCCUGGGAUUUCAGGUGCCUAAGGAUAUUCCCAGUCUGAGCACCCUGCAAGAGGGUCUCCUCGGCCUGGAGAAAAGCCAGGGCAUUCUUCUGGAUCUGCUUAUUAAACUGAUGGAAGCAGCACUGCAUGAUCCGGGACUGCCCUCCUAUUACCAGUCUGUAAAGAUCCUCGGAGAGAAACUGGUGGAUUUGGAGUUAAGUCACAGCACCGUGUCCGAGGUUCUUCGGAUCUUUCUUGAGGCCCACGGCUUUGAGUUGGAGGUGUGUAACAGUCUGCGGACAAAGAGCUUCCAGACCCUCAAAGCUGACGUUAAAGCCUCUAUACUGGUCUUCCUGGUGGAGGAACUCAAUGCCAGCGACGGCAUCACCAGAGAAAUUGACAACACGUUGGAGAAUAUGGCAACCUACAGAAAAAACAAGUGGAUUAUCGAAGGCAAACUACGCAAACUUAAAUCAGCACUUGUACGCAAGACGGGCCGUGCAGAGGAGGAGCUAUGUUUCGAAGAGCGCCGCCGCAGUGCCCGUGUGGGCAUGGCCGAGGAGGAGAGCAUCGAGGAGAACUGUGUGUUGGAGAGAGGCAGACGACGCAAACCUAAGGAGGAACCCAAAAACACUGAGAUCGAGAGCCCAAAUAAUUGCAGCGUUGCAGAACUUGAGCGUCAGAUUGAUAAACUGACCAAGCGGCAAGUGUUUUUCCGUAAGAAGCUGCUCCAGUCAUCGCAUACCAUGCGGGCGGUUGCUCUCGGGCAGGAUCGGUACCGUCGCAGGUAUUUGCUGCUGCCAUAUAUGGGAUGCGUUGUCGUGGAAGGAGCCGAGGAUAUCUUGGCAUCGGGUGACGUUCUGGUCAGCGAUGAACCUGUCAGUCCGGUGAAGAAAGAAAGUCCAGUGAAAACUGAGGUUAAGGUUGAGCCUCCUCUCUCUCCAGUUUUCGGCACACCUCAGACAUCACUUCCCUGUUCUCCUCCAUCAUCCCAGUUUUCCCCAUCAGAAGUGGAUCCUCUUCCGGGUGAAGCCUCCCUGAUGAGCAGCCCACGAGCACGGGGCCGCCCACGUAAGAUCAAACUGGAAGUGGAGCUCCACCUCCGAGAGGCCAAGAACCGCCGACGUCGCCGUAGCAGCAGAUCGGGAGGUGAAGAUUCUGGGCUUAACUCCCCCAUUCAGGAUCUCACACAACCUGCCUUCCAGGAGGCAGAGGGUGAUGGUGUACCAGUUGUGGCAUCUGGAGCUGGCGAGGGUGAGGACAACAGCCAACCGGAGGACAGUAUGAGAGAGCAGGCAGAGAAAAAAGGCCAGUGGUUCAAUCUGUUGCCUAAAGAGCCGUGUGAUGAGACUUCGAUCUCCCAGCCAUGUGUGAACACCACGACAACUCCAUCAUCCCCCACUAAAGACACUUUAGCCCCCCUCAAUUGUGAACCUUCUGCUGAACUUCCACCACAACUUCUGUCAACACAGCCGCAGACGGCAAUUCCACCUCCUCAGGUGAGCUCAACUCCCGCUCCCAGGGCCGGCAGGAGACGCAGGAGGGGUAGCGGGCCAUCACGGCUGCACUCUCGAUCCAGCGUCGCAAAGAGACGAGGGAGGCCACCGUCCAAUCCUUUUCAAGAUAUGGAGAAGAAAUACUUUACUCAGUUGGUGGCAAGGCCAAUUCCUUUAGAGAUGGUGAAAGGCUGGUGGUGGAUCAGAGAACCAGAGGAGCUGACGGCCAUCCUAAGCGCCCUUCAUCCACGAGGCGUCCGUGAGAAGGUUCUUCACAAACACCUCACCAAGCACAUGGAGUAUCUGGCUGAGGUCUGCACGCGGCCCGUGACCGAUCCCAUUUUCCAGAUGACAGUGGAGGAGGGCGACGCUCUGUUGGAGGCAUCUAAACAGGCAUGGAGUGAACAGGAUAGAGCCCUACAGAUAGAUAUGAGUGCUCUGCGGUGGGUGGAAGAUUUGGAGCAGAGGGUUGUAGGUGCGGACCUUCAGCUCAAGCAGUGCGGUGUGUUGGAUUUUGUUGUGCACAAGGAGCACAAGUCUUACAAUCAAAUGGCCAUUCCCAACAUGGAGAGUGAAAAAGAGGCUGCACAGGGAUCCUCAAGCCCUCAAUUUCAGAUCUACACCCCUCCCGAAGCCGACUCCACUCGGGAGGACCUGCAGUAUUACGAGCACGAGGUGGACCCCAGGGAUGACUGGAUGGUCAGGACUAAAAAGGAAUGGUCCGAUCUCCUGCGAGUUCCCAACAACCCCCUGGACCUGGCUGUUGUUCGACUGACUAACCUGGAGCGAAACAUCGAACGACGUUAUUUAAAGGAGCCGCUGUGGAAUCUGUCAGAGGUGGUCCGCCUUGCCCCCCUGACCCCUCCACCUGGUGGAGAGGAAAUCCCUUUAGAUGCCGUUAGUAUGGAGAGUGAGAUCACUCCAAGGUUGAGGACGUGGCGACAGGCCCUGGAUCGCUGCCGAAGUGGAUCUCAGCUCUCUCUAUGUCUGCUACAGCUAGAGAAAGCCAUAGCCUGGGAGAGAUCCAUCAUCAAAGUGACAUGUCAGGUGUGUCGUAAGGGUGAUGACGAUGAGUAUCUGCUCUUGUGUGAUGGCUGUGAUCGUGGGUGUCACAUGUUCUGCCUGAGGCCAAAGGUCAUGCAGGUUCCAGAAGGUGAUUGGUUCUGUCCCACCUGUGUUGCCAAGGAAACCGGCGAGGAAUUGCGAUCACGUUCAGGGCGUCAGAGGUCAAAGCUGCGGAAACGGCGUCUUGCGGAGGACAGUUCAGACGAGGAUGACAGGUACAAACGGGGCAUGACCACCCGACAAAAGGAUAGCCCUGCUCCAUCAAGCAGUACGACCAUCUCCCCUUCCAAACGCAGACGGAUGACCACAAGAAACCAGCCUGACCUCACUUACUGCGAGAUCAUUCUGAUGGAAAUGGAAGCUCAUUCGGAUGCCUGGCCUUUUCUAGAACCGGUCAACCCCCGUCUGGUGCCUGGCUACCGUCGCAUCAUUAAAAACCCCAUGGACUUCCUCACCAUGAGGGAAAGACUUCUGCAGGGAGGGUAUUGCAGCUGUGAGGAGUUUGCUGCUGACGCUCAGCUAGUAUUCAACAACUGCGAGCUUUUUAACGAGGAUACGUCAGAUGUCGGCAAGGCCGGGCACUCCAUGCGACGCUUUUUUGAGAGCCGCUGGGCAGAGUUUUAUGAAAACAAGGACAACUAAAAAUUCGGACAUCUUGCUGCAUGGGAGGAAGCAUUCUAAUGCCACGCCCCUUUGAUGCUCAUUACUACUAACUAUUUCUGGAAAGAUCUCCGGUCCUCUGUAUGCAUACAUGUGUAGAUAUAUGUAUAGAGUUGUUUUGUUUGUUUUACAAGUAUUUGUCUUUGUCCUUCCCCACCACCCUGACCUUAUUAUGGUGAAAAAAUUUCAAGUACAAACUUCUUUAUCAAAAAAUUCAUCAGUCACUCCUAGAAGUGUGUAUUGAGAACAGAGUUCACACUUGAUGUCACGUCCAAUCACAAUGAUUGGCACACCUAUCAGGAUGUUUCUCAACAACAAUUUUUUUUCUUCUUUACUCAAAGCCGUUCUACUCCAUGUUGUAUAGAUCGUGGACCAUGUGCGUCCCCUUGAUGGAAAACGUAAUGUAUCGUGCUUUUAAGACUAGAAGCAAUUUCUUCAGUAUAUUUUUAUUAUAUGCUAUAUAUACACACUUAAAGACAGAAAAAAUAGUUGGGAUUAUUUAAUAGCAAUAGCCUGUAGUGAAUCUGUACAGACCACAUCGUAGAAAGAUGUAUAGGUGACUCAUGACAUGGCCAGUAAAACAUACUAUAUCAUGUGUAACUCCAUCACUUUUUUGCUUGUUGAAUAUUGGUCUUAUCAACUGGAUGGUUGCCAUCAUUUACUAGAUUAUUUUGAGCUUUUUGUCCUGUCACUCCUUCCACACCCGAAACUAAAUCAGUGUUUCGUCACAAUGACUCUGAUUUAAUGGUAACAGCAGAAUCUUUUAAUCGCUAUACAAGACGACUGUAGGCCUCCAAUUUUUAACCUCUUUGUUUUUAAGCUCCACUAGCUGGAAAUCAUUUUUAUUGUGUUUGACUAUUGUCUGUGGAGGAAAAGAGAUCUAGUGAAAUCCAGAUUGUAUUGAUAUUGGUUUAUAUGGGAAGAAUUUGUAUGUAUGUUUGGCAGUGUAGAUGUUAAGCUAAACUUCAGUAUGACUGGAUAUAAUUUGCUCUUUGCGCUUUCACAACAAUGAAGAUUCUUAGACGUGGCUUGCCGAAACCAUUUAUUGUUUUCUGUCUUAUGUGUUGGUAAUGGUGUGUGUUCUGUGUGAUAUCUAUAAAACCUGGACCAACUCUUUUAAGAAGGACAUUCAUUUUUGUCUUGGGAUAUUAACUGUUAUAUAAAAAAAAGCCUGUUGUUGUUAUUACUUUGAAGCGAAGUUUGCCAAUAAGAGCGUUUUAAAAAAAUUGAAACCAAACAUGAUUAUAAGAGAAAUGCUUAAGGAAUGAGAAAGAUUUGUGUUUUAGCUGUAGCAGCUUUAAACAUAUUUAUUUUCCCUUACAACUUCAUGAACACCUUAAAUAUUAGUCUUCAAUGGCAGGUUACUAUAGCACUGACUGUAUACAGUAGAUAUGAGAGGAUCACAGUAGAACACACUAUUCAGGUUUAUUCAACAUGUUUUCAUACACUGAAUUCAACAUCAUUCAUUUUGUGUUCCUCAGGGGACACAAGGGACAAACUUUAUUUUUUUGUUUCAAAGAUAACAAACCUGAAAGCAGUUCUAGAUAACUUCAACCAAAUGUGGUGUUUAGUGAAUUUUUAAUAAUGUACAGUUUUUGUGACUUUAAAUUUGUUUCUUUCUAUAUUUUUAGGACCAAUAUAUCGUUUUUAAGAGGCGGCAUUAAAUGACCAUGUUGUUUCAAAGUAAUGUAACACACGUGCAUCUGUUAGAAUGUACUGUAAGCGAAAAUAAAACCACAUCUAGUAGAUUA